Oncorhynchus nerka (sockeye salmon) is the source of this 4061-nucleotide messenger RNA. RefSeq names its product histamine H3 receptor. Gene Ontology annotation, molecular function: histamine receptor activity; G protein-coupled acetylcholine receptor activity; G protein-coupled serotonin receptor activity. NCBI's taxonomy places the organism in Eukaryota, Metazoa, Chordata, Actinopteri, Salmoniformes, Salmonidae. Gene Ontology annotation, biological process: G protein-coupled receptor signaling pathway, coupled to cyclic nucleotide second messenger; chemical synaptic transmission; adenylate cyclase-inhibiting G protein-coupled acetylcholine receptor signaling pathway. Bases 535 to 1812 code for a protein of 425 amino acids. Gene Ontology annotation, cellular component: synapse; dendrite; plasma membrane. The record is from RefSeq and is a predicted model, not a curated record. The transcript is spliced from 3 exons.
AAAUCCAGCCAUCAUUAUAUUCAAUGGUUUUAUUCCAAGUAGAAUACUUUUUCAAUCAGAAUAUUCUGUUUCGUUUUCCAUGCACAUCCAGUCUACACUCUUCAGUGACAAUUCUUGCUCCCGUGCAGGGCAGCGAACAGUAAAUGCGCUACAAAGAACCUACUAGAUAUACCGUUGCGCGCUGUAGGUUAAUUUAGUUUUCCAUAAUACCAUAGACGCACCCUUCUCCAUUGCACACUGAAUUCAAAGCGAUCGCGUCGCUCACUAAAAAGUAGCACAAGAACCUAUGCUCCCGUAACCCGCCCGGUCACCUUUGAGGACAGGAUAAAUCACGUCAUCCUGCACGACAGCAGAUUGACAAAUAUAGUUUUAAAUCUGUCGGAAGAAAUUCCUUUCAUUCAGAAGUCAGCUUUCAUUUUCAAGACGACUUUCGUAUUCGCUUUUCUGCGUCUCUUUUAACAUAUCUAUGGAAAUCACAUUGAUUAGUAGUUUCAUAACGAAGGCAAGUGUAAUGGUUUUAUUAUAAGAUUAACUAUGGGUGCUAAUAUCCUGGAAUCUAAUAUAAGCACCAACUUCACUCCCGGCGGCUACACGGGGACAGUCCACGAAACUGGAGGGGCUCACCCGGGCUAUAUGAUGGUGAUUCUUGCCGUGCUUAUGAUUAUUCUGGUAGUCGUGGUUGUGGCUGGCAACGCACUUGUUAUCCUGGCUUUCAUUGUUGACAAGAGCCUACGAAAUCAAAGCAACUACUUCUUCCUCAACCUUGCCAUUUCUGAUUUUCUUGUUGGUGCAUUCUGCAUCCCUGUAUACAUCCCCUACAACCUGACAGGCCGCUGGGUGCUAGGCAGAGGUCUCUGUAAGCUGUGGCUCCUCAUGGACUACUUGCUCUGCACUGCCUCUGUCUUCAACAUAGUCCUCAUCAGCUAUGACCGGUUCCUCUCCGUCACCAGAGCAGUGAAAUAUAGAGCUCAGCGGAGCAUGACCCACCAUGCUGUGGUGAAGAUGGUGGCUGUGUGGGUGUUGGCCUUCCUUCUCUAUGGCCCUGCCAUUAUCUUCUGGGAGCUGGUUGUGGGUAAAAGCAUCGUCCCUGCCGACGAGUGUUUCGCUGAGUUCUACUGCACCUGGUACUUCCUACUCAGUGCGUCUACGUUUGAGUUCUUCACCCCCUUUAUCUCUGUGACCUUCUUCAACCUGUGCAUCUACCUGAACAUCCAGAGGAGGAACAAGAGCAGGGCUAUCCGUAAGGAGGACACCAAGGCACACAGGGACAGGGGAAGUCUCAGGGAAGGAGGUGCUACCUUGUCUGUGUUUUUUGUCAAGACUCGCAAGGUAUCAUCGAGUGAGCCAACCGCUGUUUCAGAGGUGAUAGAGGAGGACGAGGAGCUGUCGCCAUCCUCCAGUGGGGAGCCCAGCAGCGGACACACCUUCAUUCAGAGAAACAAGGGCCCUUCCUGCAGGAAAACUUCCAGGCUCCUCCAAUUCCAGGCCCCCAUCGUGCCAUCCAGCAGGAGCUCAGAGGGCUCCCGCCUCUCCCGCGACAAGAAGAUUGCCAAGUCGCUGGCCAUUAUAGUGUGCAUUUUCGGGAUCUGCUGGGCACCUUACACCCUACUGAUGAUAAUACGAGCGGCCUGUAGCGGGCGAUGUGUGGAGCACUACUGGUACGAGGUGACGUUUUGGCUCUUGUGGCUGAACUCUGGUAUUAACCCUUUCCUUUACCCUCUCUGCCACAGCAGCUUCCGAAGGGCUUUUGCUAAGAUACUGUGCCCCAAGCGUCAGUCUGUCCAACCUCACAUUGAGACCCAGUCUUGCUAGUGAUGCAACGUAUGGCUGGCUGGGAGUCACUGGAGUGAGAAGACUACUGCAAAUGGAUAUGGAUUUUUUUCCUCAGGCAUUGUGGAAUGUUGUGUACAUAGCUCAGCCAUGAAUAGGAGUGUGAAACCCUUUUUUAGAUACUCACUUUGGUCUUUGUUAUUCAAAUAUGAUAGAAAAAAUGUUAUUACUGAUAUCCCUGUUUUUUUGUUUCAGACACAUCAAAUCCUUCUAUGUGCCAAGUUUGAAAUUUGCACUUAGAGGGUAAAACCAAGUGUUUGUAUUUACAUUUCAGAAGUGAAUCUAACAAUACUGUAAUAUUGAAAUACUAGUUGUUGUAGAUAUAUUUGUUGUGUUGUUGCUAAUGCAUUCGGGUGUGAAUAGUGUAGGUGCAGAUGCUCCUAGGACUGGGAGGAAAUCUCAAAUCUUAUCAGUGCUUCGUGUCUCUGCCAGUUAUAGAUCUGAAUGGUACUGGUAUACUUGUAAAUGUGCUAUGUAGAAAAAGAUUUUCAGUGAAAUGUGAAAGAAUAGUUCAGUGUAAUACCAAAUCAAGUGUUCCUUGGUGUGUGUGUGAUUUCCAUGUGUUUACCCCUACUUCUACAUCACUUUGUUGCGAACAUGGUGAUGACACAUAGGUAAUAUACAGAUGUAGGAUCUUAAUUUGAGCCAGUUUGCUAGAGCAGGAAAAUAAUAAUGCAGCAACAGGAAAUGUGAAUGAUGAUGCAAAUUAUAAUUAAUGGACAUUUUGGUAGGGGUUCAUACAUUUUUCAUAAGGGUAAAUCAAGUCUUCAAUUUCAAUGUGGAAAUUACAAACUUCAGAAGCCUUUUUACACCAUCUGUCAUAAAAAGAAAAGGGGACAGUUUGAUGCAAAAUCUUUAAAUAAAGGUUAGAAUCUAAUAACAAUAAAGGUUUUAAAAGAAAUAAGGGUUAGAAAAUCUAUACAUAAUACCCCAUAAUGACAAAGUGAAAACAGGUUUUUAGAAAUUGUUGCAAAUGUAUUACAACUCAGAAAUACCUUAUUUACAUAAGUAUUCAGACCCUUUUCUAUGAGACUCGAAAUUGAGCUCAGGUGCAUCCUGUUUCCAUUGAUCAUCCUUGAGAUAUUUAUACAACUUGGAGUCCACCUGUGGUAAAUUCAAUUGAUUGGACAUGACUUGGAAAGACACACACCUGUCUAUGUAAGGUCCCACAGUUGAUAGUGCAUGUCAGAGCAGAAAUCAAGCCAUGAGGUCGAAGGAAUUGUCCGUAGAGCUCCAAGACAGGAUUGUGUCGAGGCACAGAUCUGGGGAAGGGUACCAAAACAUUUCUGCAGCACUGAAGGUCCCCAAGAACUCAGUGUGGCCUCCAUCAUUCUUAAAUGGAAGAAGCUUGGAACCACCAAGACUCUUCCUAGAGCUGGCCGCCCGGCCAAACUGGGCAAUCAGAGGAGAAGGGCCGUGGUCACUCUGACAGAGCCCCAGAGUUCCUCUGUGGAGAUGGGAGAACCUUCCAGGACAACCAUCUCCGCAGCACUCCACCAAUCAGGCCUUUAUGGUAUAGUGACCAGACGGAAGCCACUCCUCAGUAAAAGGCGUAUGACAGCCCGCUUGGAGUGUGCCAAAAGGCAAUGAGAAAAAAGAUUCUCUGAUCUGAUGAAAUCAAAGAUUUAACUCUUUAGCCUGAAUGCCAAGCGUCACAUCUGGAGAAAACCUUGCAUGGUGGUGGCAGCAUCAUGCUGUGGGGAUAUUUUUCUGCGGCAGGGACUGGGAGACUAGCCAGGAUUGAGGCAAAGAUGAACAGAGCAAAGUACAGAGAGAUCCUUGUUGAAAACCUGCUCCAGAGCGCUCAGGACCUCAGACUGGGGUGAAGGUUCACCUUCCAACAGGACAACAACCCUAAGCACACAGCUAAGAGAACGUAGGAGUCUCUGAAAAUCCUUGAGUGGCACAGCCAGAGCCCGGACUUGAACCUGAUUGAACAUCUCUGGAGUGACCUGAAAAUAGCUGUGCAGCAUCACUCCCCAUCCAACCUGACAAAGCUUGAGAGGAUAUGCAGAGAAGAAUGGGGGAAACUUCCCAAAUACAGUUGUGCCAAGCUUGAAGUGUCAUACUCAGGAAGACUCGAGGCUAUAAGCGCUGCCGAAGCUGCUUCAACAAAGUACUGAGUAAAGGGUCUGAAUACUUAUGUAAAUUUGAUAUCAGUUUUUUAAUUUUAAUACAUUUUAAAUAAUUUCUAAAAACAUGUUUUGCUUAGUGAUAGUGUGUGUAGAUUG